Ananas comosus (pineapple) is the source of this 3544-nucleotide messenger RNA. RefSeq names its product pentatricopeptide repeat-containing protein At5g39350-like. Gene Ontology annotation, biological process: RNA modification. The transcript has a single exon. The record is from RefSeq and is a predicted model, not a curated record. The coding region runs from base 183 to 3164 and encodes 993 amino acids. NCBI's taxonomy places the organism in Eukaryota, Viridiplantae, Streptophyta, Magnoliopsida, Poales, Bromeliaceae. Gene Ontology annotation, molecular function: RNA binding; protein binding.
CAAAGUGAAAAUGCGUGACAAAUUGAAGCUUAGCCCUUAGUGCAGGGACUAAUGCACAAUAUUGGGAUUGUACAGGGACUGCCGAUAAAUUUUACCCCUUUUGUUAGCGCCCCAUCUUCGAACCGUUCGACGAAAUGCCCAGCCCAAGCAAAUGGGCUUCUCCUUGAUCUCCUCCACUUCCUAUGCAAACCUCUGCUCACACUCUCCUCAAAUUCCUCACCCUUUCCCCUCUCCACUCCAAACCCUACCAAACCCAUCUCCACAACCUCUUCCUCCCCAACUCCACCCUCUCCUCUCUCGCUAAAAACCCUACCUUUAAUACCUCGCACCAAUUCUUCCACCUGUUGCGCCGAACCUGCUCGUGGAAAAGCCUCAGAGAGCUCCACGGCGCCCUCCUAGUGUCGGGGCUCAUCAAAGAUCACUCCUUUGUCGUAGAAACCGUCCAUAAAUAUCUCACCUUUGGUUGCCCCGCGCUUGCAUUGUCUACGUAUAACACCGCCCAUAAUCCGACUCUGUACUUGCAAAACCUGGUGAUUAGAUGCUUUUCGGAACAUGGGUUCUAUCAUGAGUUGCUUGGUCUUUAUGGUCGAUCACGGAUUCGGUCGGAUAAUUUUACCUUUCCUUUGGUUAUCAAGGCUUGCGCCGCGAUUUGUAGCCUUCGAGCGGGAAAAGAGGUUCAUUGCAUGGUUCUGCGAAGUGGGUAUGGCGGCAAUGUGGGAAUUCAAACUGCUCUUGUUGAUAUGUACGCGAAGACCGGUCAAAUUGAAGCAUCAAGGAAGGUGUUUGAUCAAAUGCCUAACAGAGACUUGGUUUCGUGGAAUGCGAUGAUUUUGGGGUAUUCUUCAAAUGGGUUUGGUCGAGAAGCUUUUGAAGCUAUGCGGGGGAUGCAGCUUGACGGUUUUAAGCCGAAUUCAGGCACUUUUAUCAGCAUUGUUCCUAUUUGUUCUAGUUCCGGAUCGCUGGAUGUUGGCGAGUCGUUGCAUGGGUUUGCUCUUAAAUGUGGGGCACUAAAUGAUGAGGCUUUAUUGCCUACUUUAAUCUCAAUGUAUGCUGGAUUUCAUAAUCUAUCCUCUGCUAGAUUGUUAUUUGACAUGCAGCACACGAAAGAUUUUGUGGCGUGGAAUGCAAUGCUCUCGGCCUAUGCCCAGAACAGGAAAUCGGAAAAAGCCCUUGAGGUUCUCAAGAUGAUGCAUCAUGAGGGUAUUAGGCCUAAUCUGAUUACAUUUGUGUCCGUUCUUCCUUCUUGCCACAAUCUCUUCAGCAUUCAUUUGAGUGAGUCCAUCCACGCUAUUGUGAUUAGAUUAGGGUUUGCGGACCAAGUUUCUCUUAUAGCUGCGCUUGUUUCAAUGUAUGCAAAGCUUGGGGAACUCAAUUCAGCUGAAUAUCUCUUCCAUGGGAGUCCUGAGAAAAACAUUCUCUUGUUAAACUCUAUGAUCUCUGGCUAUCUUAUAAACAAGGAAUGGAGCGCGGCGUUAUAUACAUUCCACUACAUUCAUCUCGAAGGCAUUGCCCCAGAUGCGGUUUCUCUUGUUAGUAUAGUCUCCGCAUGCAAAAGCACCAAAAACGCGCUUUUGGGUAAGUCUGUUCAUGCUUAUAGUACCAGAAAUGGAUUCGAUUCAAACCUUAACGUGGCGAAUGCUCUCUUGGCUUUAUACUCCGAUUGUGAUCAGAUCUCUGCUUCCCUUAAAUUAUUUCAGACGAUAAAAUUUAGGAAUGUUAUUUCUUGGAAUACCAUAGUAUCCGGGUUCGCCAACAUAAGGGAUGCAAAGACUUCUCUAGCAUUAUUUUGUAGUAUGCAACAAGAAGGCGUGCGAUUUGAUUUAGUUACUCUGGUCGGUCUUCUCAGUGGCUUGACCCACUUUGAAGAUCUUGUGAAUGGAAAAUCGGUCCAUUCUCUGUCAAUCAAGAGUGGGUGCGACUCCGACACCUCUCUUACGAAUGCUCUCAUAAGUAUGUAUGCCAACUGCGGUGAUAUUGGGUCUAGUCAGGUACUAUUUGAGGAUGCGCCCAUCAAAAGUAUUGUCUCUUAUAAUGCUCUGAUGACUGGAUACCGCAGGAAUAACUCAUUCGAGGAGGUCAUGGUCCUUUAUCAACAAAUGGUGAUGGACGGCCAAACACCAAACGCGGUGACCUUGCUGAAUAUAUUGCCAAUAUGUGAGAGCCAAGUACAAGGCAAGUCCAUACAUGGCUAUGCAGUUAGGAAUUUCUUCACAUCUGAGUCAACCCUUCUCACAUCAUGCAUAAACAUGUAUGCUAGGUUUGACAAUAUCAGUUACUGCCGCCUACUCUUUAAGAUGGUUGAUGAAACAAAUAUCGUAGGUUGGAACACUAUUAUCUCUGCCUUUGCCCAAAGCAACCAUUCAGAAGAAGCAUUAACUUACUUCCGAAAGAUGCUGGAGAUUGAACUGAAACCCGAUACAUAUACAAUGUUAGCGCUCUUCUCGGCGUGUUCACAGCUAAAAAGUAUGGAUAUGGCUCAAUGCCUGAUGGGUUUUACCGUACGGAAAGGAUUGAUGGAUAGCAACACUUCUGUGGCCAAUUCUCUCAUCGACAUGGUUGCGAGGUGUGGGAGCAUAUCACUCGCAAAGGAGAUCUUUGAGGGGGUAAAAGAAAAGGAUUCAAUUACUUGGAGUGUGAUGAUAAAUGCUUUUGGGAUGCAUGGAAACGGCGAAGCCGCCCUCGAUCUCUUUCACGCCAUGAAAGAAACUGGAUUGGACCCGGAUGAGAUUACUUUCAUUAGCAUUUUAUCUGCUUGUAGUCAUGCAGGUCUUGUUGAUCAUGGCAAAAUGUUAUUCAACUCGAUGUUAGAAGAUCACCAUAUAGUACCUAGGAUGGAGCAUUACGCUUGCAUGGUGGAUCUCUUCGGGCGAACAGGGCACUUGGAUGAAGCUUAUGAGCUUGUUACGACGCUUCCUUUUAAGCCAUCUUCUAGCUUGUUGGAAUCUUUACUUGGAGCCUGUCAUUGCCAUGGCCAUGCUGAAAUCGGAGAAGCCGUUGGUAAGUUACUCAUCAAGUCAAAGCCCUUCUCUUCGAGUUCAUACGUGAUGCUCUCGAACAUCUAUGCGGCAGCUGGAAAAUGGGGUGAUAAUGAGAGGUUAAGGUGUGAUAUGGAUGUAAAGGGAGUGUAUAAAGAUGCGGGAGUUAGUUUAAUAAAAUCGAUAUAAUGAGUUAGAUGGGUUCACUUGCUUCGGUGAUCGAGUUCAUCGUUAGCCAAUCCUGCAUCUUUGGAGAAAGCAAAUAUCUUGUACAAAGAUAGCAUCCUGCAUCUUUGGAGAAAGCAAAUAUCUUGUACAAAGAUAGCAUUCAGUUAUCCUAUAUAUCAUCGCAUCGGCGAGGGAUGGUUGGUUCAGAGAGAUUGUAUGAACCUUUUUGUGACAAAUAGUGGUAGCUCGGAAUUUCGGAGAAUUUACCCUCUCCGAAUUGAAAUGAGACACUUGGAUUUCAUUUCAGAAGAAAUGGAAAGACCCUUCAGCCAAAUGGAGAAUGACAAUGUGUAACAGAAUGAAGCUAAUUUAUUGAUAUUUUCCUCAGUUUACUUUCUGUA